Molecule: messenger RNA, 3785 nt
Organism: Ziziphus jujuba (common jujube)
Lineage: Eukaryota; Viridiplantae; Streptophyta; Magnoliopsida; Rosales; Rhamnaceae
Product: disease resistance protein RPM1
Exons: 2
Coding region: 680-3412 (910 amino acids)
Biological process (GO): defense response to other organism
Molecular function (GO): ADP binding
Source: RefSeq, a predicted model, not a curated record
UCACCCACAACAUUGGUUACGUGCCCAAAUAUGAAUUGAUUGUCAGGUUUUAUUCUAAGAAUCGGAAACUUUUGCCACUCUUGAUCAAUACUUAUACUAUUUUUUCACAGAAAUAAGAGCUUUGACUUUGAGCAAAGCCAAGAACCAAUGGAGCUGGAAAGGAUCACAUCCCUCCUGCUUAUUGGACAGUGGACAGCAUCGUGUUGGCCACUUAAUUCUGGUGGUCUUUCUCCUUUAUUCUAACCCUUAUGCAGAUAAAGAAAAAUCACAACCCUUAAGCAACUAGCAAACAUCUGAAUGUGUAGACCCCCCGACAAGUUCAAGUUCAUAGCCACAAUCUUGUUAACGUGUUCACUGAAAAAGGAAAAGAAAUUCGCGCCUGUAGCAUUGUGCUAAGAUAGGUACUAACCUUACCAUCCUGAGGUGGUCCCGAAGCCUAAUUGCACAGGAGAACCUCAGGCUCACCGCAGCAGAUUCGUUCUCCGCUGCUGUAACAUUUCCGUUGAUUUAGGCCUCCAACGACUUUACAGCAAUCACGGUGGUCACACGUGCCUCGUCCUUGCCGGAGAAAGUCCAACCGCUGCCGCACCGGUGUAAUGAAAGGCUGUCUCUAAGUCGUUAAUCUGCUGGGCGUAACGGCCAUGCCACAGAAUUGAUCAGCGUAGAGAAGGUCAUCAUCAUGGACCUCUUGAUUGGCAAAGUAGUAUCCAUCCUCGAAAAUGAAGCGUCUCUGAUACUUGGUCUUCGGGAUGACCUUGAGGAGAUCCAGCAGGAGCUUGUUAGCAUGAAAUCCUUUUUAGAGGAUACUGAGAUCCAGAAAGAACUCAGUGAAGUUGACAAAGUUUGUAUGGCAAGUAUAAGGGAUUUGGUUUAUAAGGUUGGAGAUACCAUUGAUGAAUUUAGCUAUCAUGCGAAUCAUCAUCGAGGUGGGGGUCGAAUUAUGGGUUUCCUCCACCAUAUCAUUUACUUUCCCGAGAAUCUUUGGAUGAAACAUCAAAUUGGGACAAAGUUGAGGGAGAUUAAAAAAAAGGUUAAGGAUAUUGCGGAUAGGAGGCAAAGAUAUGCUGUCAAUCGUAGAGAAGGAAAAAGUCCUUACGAACAUAGUGACAAAUGGGUGCAGAACCAUGCAGAGUCCUCUCUUUUCAUAGAAAAAGAAGAAAUCGUCGGGAUAGAAAGGAAAAAGACAGAACUAAUGGGGAGCCUGAUGGAUGGAAAUCCACGCCAGAUUGCUGUCUCACUGAUCGGAAUGGGAGGAUCCGGUAAGACAACACUGGCUGCCAGUAUCUACCGUGAUGAAAGUAUAAAGAGAUACUUCCACUGUCAUGCAUGGAUUACUGUUUCUCAGACUUAUGUGAUAGAGGAUUUGCUCAGAAGCUUAAUCACAGAAUUCCAUCAAUCAAGGAAGGAAGAGGUUACUGUGGAUUUGAAGGCCAAGAGCUAUAGAGAUCUGGUUGAUAUGCUGCUGAAUUACUUGAAAACGAAACGAUACCUAGUUGUCUUGGAUGAUGUAUGGGAUACCAACCUUUGGACAGCGAUAAGGGUGUCAUUUCCAGAUAGAGAGAUGGGAAGCAGAAUAGUACUCACCACUCGGAAAGAAGAUGUAGCGCUCUCUUCUUCUGGUGGUGGAAGCCGCAUUCAUCGUAUUCAACCAUUGCUACCAAACGAUGCUUGGAAACUCUUCUGCAUGAAAGCUUUCUCAAGCUAUCCGGACAAUUCUUGUCCGGAAGAGUUUAAAAAAAUUGCUUCUGAACUUCUCGACAAGUGCGAAGGCCUACCUUUAGCUAUCGUAGCUUUGGGUGGUAUUAUGUCUUCCAAAAAUUCCAUAAUAGAGUGGAGAAAAGUUUGUAAAAACUUAAAUUGGCAGCUAAAUGACGAUCCCAACUUAGAGAAAGCCAAUAAGAUAUUGUUGCUUAGUUUCAAUGAUUUGCCAUACCAAUUGAAGCCCUGUUUCUUGUAUUGCUCCCUAUUUCCAGAAGAUUAUUUGAUGAGAAGAAAAAGGCUUAUCAGGCUGUGGAUGGCCGAAGGAUUUGUAGAACAAGUUAGAGGGCUCACACCUGAAGAAGUUGCAGAUAGCUAUCUUAUGAAACUCGUUUCGCGAAGCAUGUUAGUUGUCGUAGAAAGGAACCCAUCUGGGAGGCCAAAAGCAUGCAAGAUGCAUGAUCUUCUGCGGGAGCUUGCUGUGUCUGUAUCCGAAAGAGAGAAAUUUGGUGCUAUAUAUGAUGGGAGUGAAAACAUGGAAAAAUGCGAAGCUCGCCGCCUGUCAAUUAUCCAAACUGAUAAUGAAAUUCAAUCAUGGAACGGUGUGUCUCAGCUUCGCACUUUACUUGUGUUUGUCCCUCUGUUUUCAAAACUGAAAUUGCCACUCGGAUUCAAAUUGUUAAGGGUCUUAGAUUUGGAGGGUGGUUUUCCAAUUGAAAAAUUGCCUGAUGAAUUAGUCUACCUAUUCAACUUAAGGUAUUUAAAUUUAGGGGAAACUUCAGUACAUAAGCUUCCAAAAUCCAUAGGUAGACUUCGUAACCUUCAAACCUUGAUUAUCAGGGACACAAACAUUGUGACACUUCCUAAAGGAAUAGCAAAAUUACAGAACUUGCGCCAUCUUCUAAUGUAUCAUUAUUGUCAAGAAGAUGGUUUUGGUUUCAGAUAUGUACGGGGGACACAAGCACCAUCAAAGAUCACUAAGUUGAAAAUGUUGCAAGUUCUGUCUUGUAUUAUAUCAGAAGGUGACCUUAUACAACAAAUAGGGAAUAUGACCCAGCUUACUAGGCUUGGCAUUACCGAUGUGAAAGGCAGUGACGAGAUGGAUUUAUGUGUCUCACUUGAAAAACUGAGGUUACUUCAUUAUUUAUUUUUGAUGGUAAUUGAUGAAGAGGAAACCCUUCGACUGGAUGCCAUCUCAUCACCUCCUCCACUGCUUCAAGUCCUCAUUCUGACCGGGAAACUGGAGAAGGUACCGCGCUGGAUUUCUUCCCUUCACAAUCUCGUAUCAUUGUUUUUGCAUUGGUCCAGACUUGUAGAAGAUCUACUUCCUCAUAUAGCAAGAUUACCGACCUUGGGGGAUCUAUGUCUUAUCAAUGCUUAUGUUAGGGAAACAAUGUAUUUUCAUGAAGGCUUUCUAAAGCUCACCCGCUUGACCUUGGUAAAUUUACCACAAUUGCAUUUUAUAUCUAUUGGAAGGGGGGUGAUGCCUGCUCUCCAGGUACUUUUUCUCGCAGAAUGCAGUAAGUUAAAGACACUGCCAAUGGGUAUUGAAGAUCUUUCCAAUCUCCAAGAAUUGAAGUUGGGAUCCAUGCCAAUGGAGUUGAUAGAGAGUAUACGAGUGGGAGGUGUGGAUCGUUCAAAGGUCCAACGCAUACCCAACAUCCAACAUUAUUUUGGAAAAAUGCAUGAAAGUUUGUCCGAAUGGAAUGAUUAAUCAAGGGUGAAGGUUUCACUCUCUUUCCAAAGAAGACUCUAAUUAUAUAUAUUUGGCAUGCAAUGAAUGAAGUUUUCAUGCAAUGAAUGAAGUUUUAGUACUUAUAUAUAUAUAUAUAUAUAUAUAUGGUGCGCCUGUUAUCCAAGAGUACCAGAUAAGGAGCCUUACCACAUGUAAAAGGAGGAAUUCGGUCAAAAAAUUUAUUUAGAAUUCUUGGAUAAGAAAUUCAUUGUAUAUCUAAUAUACAUAUAUGUGUGUGCACGCACCAUUAUGUGUGUUUAUGUGUGUAAGUUACAUAUACAACGUUUUGUAGCCGUACUGGCUGUCAGAUGGUUCUAAUGUAUUUUAUCUUGAGUUUUAUUCUACAAGAUUA